Penicillium soppii is the source of this 1386-nucleotide messenger RNA. Its product is annotated as AP-2 complex subunit mu. Gene Ontology annotation, molecular function: clathrin-cargo adaptor activity. Gene Ontology annotation, cellular component: cytoplasmic vesicle; AP-2 adaptor complex. The coding region runs from base 1 to 1386 and encodes 461 amino acids. NCBI's taxonomy places the organism in Eukaryota, Fungi, Ascomycota, Eurotiomycetes, Eurotiales, Aspergillaceae. Gene Ontology annotation, biological process: intracellular protein transport; clathrin-dependent endocytosis. The record is from RefSeq and is a predicted model, not a curated record. The transcript has 2 exons.
AUGUUAUCGGGGAUCCUCGUAUUUAAUCAGAAGGGCGAGAACCUCAUCUUUCGCGCCUUCCGCAGCGAUUGCCGUCCGCGUCUUGCCGACAUCUUCCGCAUCCAAGUCAUCUCCAACCCGCAGGUCCGCUCGCCGAUCCUGACCCUGGGCUCGACGACCUUCAGCCAUGUCAAGCACGAAAACAUCUACCUGGUAGCAGUGACCAAAAGCAAUGCCAAUGCAGCACUGGUCUUCGAGUUCCUCUACCGGCUGAUCAUGCUGGGUAAGAGCUAUUUCGGGAAAUUCGACGAAGAAGCCGUCAAGAACAAUUUCGUCCUGAUCUACGAGCUCCUGGAUGGUAAGACAACGCCCCUUCAAGUCCCAAUUCCAAGUCCCAACCAAGCUAACGACCCAGAAAUCCUCGACUUCGGCUACCCCCAAAACACAGACCCAGACACCCUCAAAAUGUACAUCACAACCGAAGGCGUCAAAUCCGCCAUCGCCAACUCCCCCACCGACUCCUCCCGCAUCACCCAACAAGCAACAGGCGCGCAGUCCUGGCGCCGCGCAGACAUCAAAUACCGCAAAAACGAAGCCUUCGUCGACGUCAUCGAAGACGUCAACCUCCUAAUGUCUGCAACAGGCACCGUCCUCCGCGCAGACGUAAACGGCCAGAUCGUCAUGCGCGCUUACCUCACCGGCACCCCAGAGUGCAAGUUCGGCCUCAACGACCGCCUCCUCCUCGACCCUGGCGAGUCGUCUUCCAACGGCCGCGGCACGGGCUCUGGCCAAGGCACCUCAAAGGCCACUCGCGCCGCGGCAGGCUCGGUCACCCUCGAAGACUGCCAGUUCCAUCAGUGCGUUAAGCUGGGCCGGUUCGAUGCGGACCGAAUUAUUUCCUUCGUGCCGCCGGACGGAGAGUUCGAGCUUAUGCGCUACCGCGCGACCGAGAAUGUCAAUCUGCCGUUUAAGGUCCAUCCUAUUGUGAGGGAAAUUGGAACGACCAAGGUCGAGUACAGUGUGGCUAUUAAGGCGAACUAUAGCUCGAAGCUGUUUGCGACCAAUGUGGUUAUUCGCAUUCCGACGCCGCUUAAUACCGCCAAGACUACUGAGCGGACGAGUCAGGGGAAGGCCAAGUAUGAGCCUGAGCAGAACAAUAUUGUUUGGAAGAUUGCGAGGUUCUCCGGACAAUCUGAGUUUGUGCUUAAUGCUGAGGCAACGCUUACUUCUAUGACGCAUCAGAAGGCUUGGAGUCGGCCGCCGCUGAGUCUUUCGUUUAGUUUGCUUAUGUUUACCUCUUCCGGGUUACUGGUGCGCUAUCUCAAGGUCUUUGAGAAAAAUAACUAUAGCUCGGUUAAGUGGGUGCGCUAUAUGACUCGUGCGGGGAGUUAUGAGAUUCGAUUCUGA